UGUCUGUUGCCUAACGGAACUGGUUGCGUUUCGUAUUACAGAUAUGACGUGUCUGUUUUUUUUAACUGUACAUGGACUUCCUCUCUUCCCUUUCAGUUCAGGCGUGGGGCAGUUUUGCACAAAUGUCGGAAAAGAAAUGUGAGGAUGGAGCUCAAAAACGCAAAAAACAAGAGGAGUAUGAGAAGGACUCAUCGCCAUCGAGAAAAAACCCCAAAAUAACAAAUUAUUUCAGACCUGUAACGCGCGAGGUGAGGACGACCGAAAACUUUACAGCAGAGGAAGAAGCGGAGCGGGAGAGUCGACCAUCGACGUCGACGAGGACUCCUACAUAUACAGCUGUAACUCAGAGGGAAACUGGAAACAGGACAGUCAGCGCUCAGAGUGGAGGCAUCGUCAACACACCUCAGUUAACUGAUGUUGAUGUGAAAGGGAAUCUAACUGUCAGUGUCAACAACACAUAUGUCCAUUCUGCUCCCAGGACAGAUGAGACUGAUGUUAAUUCCAAAACCAAAGAAAGAACAAUCCAAAAGUGCCAAGCUGACCUAAAAUCUUACCUUCUAAAUCAAACAAAGAAUCUGUUUCAAGGAACAAGGGAGAAUGGAUCAUCGACUCCAUUAAAGGACACCUAUACGGAGCUUUACAUCACAAAAGGAAGCAGUGGGGAGGUUAAUAAUGAACAUGAAGUGACUGAAUUAGAAUGUAAAAGGUCUACAAGAGAGGAGAAGAAAAUCCACCUCAAUAACAUUUUUGAACCUUUACCAAAGGAAAAGAUCCGUCCCCAGAGAGUCCUGACAAACGGAAUCGCUGGAAUUGGAAAAACUGUUGCUGUGCAGAAAUUCACUCAUGACUGGGCAGAAGGAACAGCCAAUCAGAACAUCCAGUUCGUAUUUCCAUUCACAUUCAGAGACUUGAAUUCAAUGAAAGACGAAUGUUUUAGUCUUAUGGACUUAAUAGGUAACUAUUUUAAAGAAGUGAAGGAUUUGGAAACAUCAGACUAUGAUAAUUGUAGUUUUCUGUUCAUCUUUGACGGCCUGGACGAAAGCCAAUUUCCUCUGGACAAAAGUCAAAUGUGUCGCUGUGUCACAAAGACCACAACAGUUGAUACCCUGCUGACCAAUUUAAUUAAAGGAACGCUGCUGCACAAAGCCCUGGUCUGGAUCACGAGUAGACCUGCUGCAGCAAGUAAGAUUCCUCCAGAGUUUAUCAACAGAGUGACCGAGGUACGAGGCUUUAAUGAUGAGCAGAAGGAGGAGUACUUUCAAAAGGCGAUUGGUUACGAGAUUGUGGCUCAGAGGAUCUUCAGUCAUCUUCGAUUAAAGCUGUUGAGAAGUCUGUACAUCAUGUGCCACAUCCCAUUGUUCUGCUGGAUUUCAGCCACAGUUCUCCAGAGUCUCCUCACAGAUACUCCUGAAAAUGAGUUGCCAAAGACUUUGACUGAAAUGUACACACACUUCCUGAUCAUCGAGACAAAGAGGAAACAACAGAAGGAUUAUGAGAAAGGUGAAACAGACAAAGAUCUGAUCAUGAAGUUGGGAAAGCUGGCAUUUGAACAGCUAAAGAAGCGCAACAUGAUCUUCGAUGAAAACGACCUGAAAGGUUGUGAAAUUGAUCUGAAACAAGCUGCAGUUCAUUCAGGAGUUUGUACACAGAUCAUAAGAAAGGAAUAUGGUCUUCACAGACAGGAGUGUUACUCUUUCAUACAUUUAAGUGUUCAGGAGUUUCUUGCAGCUCUGUAUGUAUUAGAGACCUUCAUAGAUAGUCGAAAAAAUUUGCUUCACAUCCAGACAAGGGUAAAAGUGGCAUCAGAGAAAGGAGAGAUUCCUAUCAUCCCCCUCCACAAGAGUGCAGUCGAAGUGGCUUUGGUCAGCAAGUAUGGACAAUGGGACUUGUUUCUGCGCUUCCUGUUUGGUCUGUCACAGGAUAAAAAUCAGAAGCUUCUUCAGAAAAUAUUUGGAUUUGAAGAAAGACGUCUGCAGAGCAACCAGGAAAUAAUCAAGUACAUUCACAGUGAAAUCAAGAAACUGCCCAACAGUUAUCAGAGUAUCAAUCUGUUCCACUGUUUAAAUGAGUUGGGUGACCAGACUCUGGUAGAGCAAGUCCAAACAUACCAGAGCUCAGGAGAUGUCAGUAAAAUCUCACCUGCACAUUGGUCAGCUCUGGCUUUUGUUCUGCUUGUUUCUGGUGAAAACCUGGAUGUCUUUGACCUGAAGAAGUACCACAAAUCGAAUGAAGUUCUGGAGAGGCUGGUACCAGUGCUCAAAGCAGCAAAGAAAGCUGUGUUGAGUGACUGUAACCUCAGUGAUGAAUGCUGCUGGCACAUUUCAUCAGUUCUCAGCUUGAAGUCUUCUGGUCUGGAGGAGUUAGACCUGAGUGGAAAUAAACUGCAGGACUCUGGAGUGCAGCUGCUCUCUGAAGGCCUGAAAAGUUCAAACUGCAAACUCCAGAGACUCAGGCUGAUCAGCUGUGACCUGUCGGACGAAAGCUGUCAAGCUCUGUCCUCAGUCCUCAGCUCCCAGUCCUCUACUCUGAAAGAGCUGGACCUGAGUAACAACGACCUGAAGGAUUCAGGACUGGAGCUGAUCUCUCCUGGACUGGAGAGUCCACACUGUACCCUGGAAACUCUCAGGUUGUCAGGCUGUCAGGUCACAGUCAAAGGCUGCUCCUCUCUGGUCUCAGCUCUGAGAUCCAACCCCUCCCAUCUGAAAGAGCUGGACCUGAGCUACAAUCAUCCAGGAGACUCAGGAGUGAAGCUGCUGUCUGCUGGACUGGAAAAUACACAAUGUGGACUGAAAACUCUCAGGUUGUCAGGUUGUCAGGUCACAGAGGAAGGCUGCUCCUCUCUGGCCUCAGCUCUGAGAUCCAACCCCUCCCAUCUGAAAGAGCUGGACCUGAGCUACAACCAUCCAGGAGACUUAGGAGUGAAGCUGCUAUCUGCUAAGUUGAAGGAUCAACAAUGUGGACUGGAAACUCUCAGACUGAUCGGCUGUAACCUCUCAGAGAGAAGCUGUGAAGCUCUGGCCUCAGUUCUCAGCUCCCAGUCCUCGACUCUGAUAGAAGUGGACCUGAGUAACAACAACCUGCAGGAUUCAGGAGUGAAGCUGAUCUGUCGUGAACUGAAGAGUCGUCACUGUACACUGAGGACUCUCAGGUUGUCAGGCUGUCAGGUCACAGUCAAAGGCUGCUCCUCUCUGGCCUCAGCUCUGAGAUCCAACCCCUCCCAUCUGAAAGAGCUGGACCUGAGCUACAACCAUCCAGGAGACUUAGGAGUGAAGCUGCUGUCUGCUUUAAAGGAGGAUCCACAAUGUGGACUGGAAACUCUCAGACUGAUCGGUUGUAACCUGUCAAAGAGAAGCUGUGAAGCUCUGUCCUCAGUUCUCAGCUCCCAGUCCUCCAGUCUGAGAGAUCUGGACCUGAGUAACAACGACCUGCAGGAUUCAGGAGUGAAGCUGAUCUCUCCUGGACUGGAGAGUCCUCAUUGCAAACUGAGGACUCUCAGGUUGUCAGGCUGUCUGAUCACAGAGGAAGGCUGCUCCUCUCUGGCCUCAGCUCUGAGAUCCAACCCCUCCCAUCUGAAAGAGCUGGACCUGAGCUACAACCAUCCAGGAGACUCAGGAGAGAAGCUGCUGAAGGACCCACAGUGUAGACUGGAAACUCUCAGGUUGGAACAUGGUGGAGAGCAGAGACUGAAACCUGGUGUGAGGAAGUAUUCCUGUGAACUGGAACUGGACACAAACACAGUGAACACAGACCUCGUGCUGUCUGACAAUAACAGGAAGGUGACAUCGGCGAUGGGGAAGCUGAAAUAUCCAGAGCAUCCAGACAGAUUUGACCGGUGGCCUCAGCUGCUGUGUAGAACUGGUCUGACUGGUCGCUGUUACUGGGAGGUGGAGUGGAGAGGAAGAGUUGAUAUAGCAGUGACUUACAGAGGAAUCAAAAGGAAAGGGAAGCUUUCUGACUGCAGGUUUGGAGAGACUCAUCAGUCCUGGAGUCUGAGUUGCUCUGAUGAGCUCUCUCAUUUUUAUGACGAUGUUCGUCACAAUAGUGACUUCAGUGUCAGUCACAAUAAGGAGAAAACACAGCUCCCACCUUUUUUCACUCCACCCUCCAUCCCUUCCUUCUCACCUUUCUCCUUUAACAGAGUAGGUGUGUAUGUGGACUGUCCUGUCGGUCGUCUGUCCUUCUACAGAGUCUCCUCUGACUCUCUGAUCCACCUCCACACCUUUAAAACCACAUUCACUGAACCUCUGUACCCUGGGUUCUGGGUUGGACCUUUUUCCACACUGUCUCUGCACUCACUGUGGCGUGAACAGAUAUUCCAUGUCUUUUAAAAAAAAUCUCAAGAGGCAACAAUCAGUUUGUUGAGAGCAGCUGAGGUGUUGUACCUGGUACUAAUUGUUCUGGCCCUGAGAGGAGUGUGCAGUGAAAUAUGGAAUCCAUGAUUUAUUAUUAUUAUUGUUAUUCCUGUCUGGUAGUCCUACAGAAUGUUCUCUAUUUCUUUUGCCUGGUAACUUGUAUUUUAUAAAUAAUUGUAAAAAAUGAGAUUUUUGGAAGGUUGUACAUUUUUGACAGAUACUAACUACAUUUACUUUUGGACAAUGUGAAUAUCAUCUCCUUACACUACAUGUGUUGUUUUUACAGUUGUUUUGCUCAUUUGCUCUUUUGAUUUUACUGUAUCAUGUACUUAUUCGACUGUCUUUCGUCUUUCUUUCUCACCAAAUCUACAAAGUUCAAACUGCCAGUUUGCUGAAUUAGAUCCUUUUCUUUUUCUUUUUAAUUUUGACCCAUUUUACAAAUCAAAAGAAAAAUGUACUGGUCAUGCUCGAGUAUGUGAGAGCUCUGUAAGACUCAUAAAGGAUCUUGAAUUUAAGACCAACAAUCACAGUGAAAGACGACACUGCUACUUGUCUGGAUUACUGCAAAAUACCAAAAACACAAAGGACAAAGACAGUGGGCUUUGAUCUGAAUCAAUCUCUGAACUAUUAUUUCAUUAUUAUGGUUUCACUCUGAAGGUGAAUUCUUCAGCAGGUUGUAAUUUGCUGAUGUGAACAGCAGAUGGUGCUGAAGCUCCUGUUCAGUUUCUCUAGAAAUAUUUAAACUGUCCUGACAAACCCUUUCCUAGAUGGAGGCUAGAUAACAGACAUACAGUAUUUACAGGUCUAAUACAAAGAGUUCUGUCCUUUACUGCAUUAUCUGUGAUUGAUGUUCAAUAAUUCUGAAAUCAUUAUCAAAUCAUCAAAUCAUUACUUUCAGUUACAUUUUACAGUUUCUGUACUUUUACAGGAGUAAAGAUCUUGGAGGCAGGGUAUCUAAUCAUAAUGACAACAGUGAAAUGUAACCAAGUACUUGUUCUUUGAGUAUUUCUAUUUUAUUAAAUGUCAGAUUUUAACAUCAAGAUUUCUGUAGAAUUUAACAUCAAAAACAUAUAAUAUCAUAAAAUACAACAUUAAUUUCAAAGAUUAAAUCUGUGUUUUUUUAGAUGUUACCAGACACAAAUAAACUGGAUCCAGUUGGGUCAGAUUGUCACA
Lates calcarifer (barramundi perch) is the source of this 5525-nucleotide messenger RNA. RefSeq names its product NACHT, LRR and PYD domains-containing protein 12. The transcript has 14 exons. The record is from RefSeq and is a predicted model, not a curated record. The coding region runs from base 72 to 4328 and encodes 1418 amino acids. NCBI's taxonomy places the organism in Eukaryota, Metazoa, Chordata, Actinopteri, Centropomidae. Gene Ontology annotation, molecular function: protein binding.